AUGGAUUCAGGACUGGUGACUUGUACAAUCAAAGAAAUUGAAAGAAAUGGUCGUUUUGUGGCAGACUUAAAUGUGCGACUGUGGACUGCGACUCUUGCUGCGAACCAAGAUGCUUUUCAUUCAAGAAUAACGAAUGGAUUACAGGCUUUCUUGCGAGGCACCAGACAAAUUAUAUCAAAGAGAGGACCGGAAAUCAAUGAUACAAACAAUGCUGAAAACAGAUUGGAAAAUAAAUCCUCUGGUAAUGAAAAAAAGAAACCAGUUGAAAUGAAGGAGAACAACAAGUCAUCCCCGUCAUCCCACAUGUUCCCCAGUGAUCCUGAUGAUGACGAUUUAUUUAUGAUGUCACCAAGAUCCAACAGAACAUCUGCCAGUACGGCGUUUUUAUCAAAACUAUCAUCGAAAGUUCGUCAUCCAAGUCGAACUGACAUCACUGCUUUACAGCAAGACCAUGAACGUCUUCAAGAUCAAGUCUCUCAUUUCAAAGCGGAAGUAGAUAAACUUCAGUCAAUAUCGAUCUAUUGUGGUUCUAAAAUGGACACCUACAUAAAUCAUCUACAAGAACAAAUAACUCAAGAUGAGAAAUGUAUGGAUGUUGUAUACUUGUCCUUGGCUGGUCUAAAACAGGUUCGUGACAUCUUGAAAGGAACUUUAACUUUUCAUGGCUCAACAGGAUUCCGAAUUCAGUUAACAUCGACACGGCUAUUACAUCUCUUACACCCAACACAAAACCUCAAGUGA
Molecule: messenger RNA, 741 nt
Organism: Xenia sp. Carnegie-2017
Lineage: Eukaryota; Metazoa; Cnidaria; Anthozoa; Malacalcyonacea; Xeniidae
Product: TBC1 domain family member 5-like
Exons: 6
Coding region: 1-741 (246 amino acids)
Source: RefSeq, a predicted model, not a curated record